GAGGAAGUGGCGCUGGGCUGGCUGCGUGGGGACCCCGAGUUUUCAUGUCCUCAGCGGGUGUCGCUGGCGGCCCCGCGGCCCCCGGGGCAGAGUUAGCAGGGCAUCGAUAUGAGCUGGUCACCGUCCCUCCCAACCCAGACAUGUGGAGCCUGGGAAAUGAAAGAACGCCUGGGGACCGGGGGAUUUGGAAACGUCAUCCGGUGGCACAAUCAGGCGACAGGUGAACAGAUCGCCAUCAAGCAAUGCCGACAGGAGCUCAGCCCAAAGAACAGAGACCGCUGGUGCCUCGAAAUCCAGAUCAUGAGAAGGCUGAACCAUCCCAAUGUGGUGGCUGCCCGGGAUGUCCCAGAGGGGAUGCAGAACCUGGCACCCAAUGAUUUGCCACUGCUGGCCAUGGAGUACUGCCAAGGAGGAGAUCUCCGAAGAUACUUGAACCAGUUCGAGAACUGCUGUGGCCUGCGGGAAGGAGCUGUCCUUACCCUGCUGAGUGACAUCGCAUCGGCUCUUAGAUACCUUCACGAAAACAGAAUCAUCCAUCGAGACCUGAAGCCAGAAAACAUCGUUCUGCAGCAAGGAGAGAAAAGAUUAAUACACAAAAUUAUUGAUCUAGGAUAUGCCAAGGAGCUGGAUCAGGGCAGUCUGUGCACGUCAUUUGUGGGGACUCUGCAAUACCUGGCGCCAGAGCUUCUGGAGCAGCAGAAGUACACCGUGACCGUUGACUACUGGAGCUUCGGCACCCUGGCCUUCGAGUGCAUCACUGGCUUCCGGCCCUUCCUCCCUAACUGGCAGCCUGUGCAGUGGCACUCCAAAGUCCGGCAGAAGAGCGAAGUGGACAUCGUUGUUAGUGAAGACUUGAAUGGAGCAGUGAAGUUUUCAAGUUCGCUACCCUUCCCCAAUAAUCUUAACAGUGUCUUGGCUGAACGGCUGGAGAAGUGGCUGCAGCUGAUGCUUAUGUGGCACCCUCGGCAAAGGGGCACGGAUCCCCAGUAUGGCCCCAACGGCUGCUUCAGAGCCCUGGAUGACAUCUUGAACUUGAAGCUGGUUCAUGUCUUGAACAUGGUCACAGGCACCGUUCACACAUACCCCGUGACGGAGGAUGAGAGUCUGCAGAGCUUAAAAACCAGAAUCCAGGAAGACACGGGGAUCCUGGAGACAGACCAGGAGCUGCUGCAAGAGGCAGGGCUGGUGCUGCUCCCUGACAAGCCUGCUACUCAGUGCAUCUCAGACAGCAAGACAAACGAGGGCCUCACGUUGGACAUGGAUCUUGUUUUUCUCUUUGACAACAGUAAAAUCAACUAUGAGACUCAGAUCACCCCCCGACCCCAACCGGAAAGUGUCAGCUGUAUCCUUCAGGAGCCCAAGCGGAACCUCUCCUUCUUCCAGCUGAGGAAAGUGUGGGGCCAAGUCUGGCACAGCAUCCAGACGCUGAAGGAAGACUGUAACCGGCUGCAGCAGGGACAGCGAGCAGCCAUGAUGAGUCUCCUCCGGAAUAACAGCUGCCUCUCUAAGAUGAAGAACGCCAUGGCCUCCACGGCCCAGCAGCUCAAGGCCAAGCUGGACUUCUUCAAAACCAGCAUCCAGAUCGACCUGGAGAAGUAUAAAGAGCAGACCGAGUUUGGGAUCACCUCAGAUAAAUUGCUGCUGGCUUGGCGGGAGAUGGAGCAGGCUGUGGAGCAGUGUGGGCGGGAGAAUGACGUGAAGCAUCUAGUAGAGCGGAUGAUGGCACUGCAGACUGACAUUGUGGACCUGCAGAGGAGCCCGAUGGGUCGGAAGCAGGGGGGCACCCUGGAUGACCUAGAGGAACAAGCGAGGGAGCUCUACCGAAGACUCAGGGAGAAGCCAAGAGACCAAAGGACAGAAGGUGACAGCCAGGAGAUGGUACGGCUGCUGCUUCAGGCAAUCCAAAGCUUUGAGAAGAAAGUUCGGGUGAUUUAUACACAGCUCAGUAAGACCGUGGUUUGUAAGCAGAAGGCACUGGAGUUGCUGCCCAAGGUAGAAGAGGUAGUGAGCCUUAUGAACGAGGACGAGAGGACCGUGGUCCGGCUUCAGGAGAAGCGGCAGAAGGAACUCUGGAACCUCCUGAAGAUCGCCUGUAGCAAAGUCCGAGGUCCCGUGAGUGGAAGCCCAGACAGCAUGAAUGUGUCUCGACUCAGUCACCCUGGUCAGCUAAUGUCCCAGCCUUCCAGUGCCUGUGACAGCUUACCUGAAUCAGACAAGAAAAGUGAAGAACUGGUGGCCGAAGCCCACGCCCUCUGCUCCCGGCUAGAAAGUGCGCUGCAGGACACUGUGAAGGAGCAAGACAGAAGCUUCACGGUAACCGCCUGAGGGAGCCCGGCUUGUCCGUCCCUUCCUCUCUGCAGCAAAAGUGCAAACGCAGUUUGGCAUCAGCCUUGGCUCAGCAGAGACUCAUGGUUGGCCCUGCGGUUUUCAGGUUUUUGUAUUUAUUUCAUGCUUAGGACUGCCAGGUGCAUUCAUUAUCUUAAUCCCUUAUGACACGUAAUCCUAAGGAGGUGACAGCAGUACCAAAAGCCCCUUCUUUCUCUGUGGGACCAUUGCAGAACAUCUGUAUGUGCUGGGCACUGUGCUGGGCUCUGUGACAAAAGAGAAACCUGUGUGUGUCUCAAGGACUCAGUUUAGCCACAAGCAGUAUCAGUGUCAGAGAAACUGACCUGAAGGAAAUCUAGCCACGAUCCAGGCACUUUCAGACAGAGCUUAAACAGUUGUUGGUGUCUAAAUGGCCUUUUCCUGCUAAUGCAAGCAUCCACUAACUACUCUUGCAUCUAACUUUGGGGAGUCAGAAGAAACCCCAUUCAGUUGCCGUCCUCGCUAACCUGCUCACUGGUGAGCCUCCUAACUCCUGCUGCUUCUCACUUGUCUCCUGGUGCUGUUUCUUCCAUCUCACUACUUGCUUGCACUUUAGCCAGAGAAAAGGGCAGCCUUCUGGUUGGCAUGGAAACGGAUAACUGAGAUGAUUCCCACCUAUCUGCAGUGAGUAUGUAAAUGAGAGCUCUAUGCUACAGGCCGUACUAAAAUGACCAUCCACAUUCCACAGGCACAGAGUUCCAGGAACUUCAGCUAGUCCAAAGGAAAUCUGCUGCACAUUUGAAUCUGUAACUCACUUGGCUCAAGGGUGCCCUGUAGUAGCAGGACUGACGCUGAUAAGGCUUAAACGUACUUCUAGAUUGUGUUGCUUGCCUCCUGAAGAGGAACGAUGGCCCCGCCACUUGAGUAUUUAAUGUGCCUGUUGACUUUCAGACUCUAGACUGGAGCUGGUUACAGAUGGAGGAUGAAGAAAGGUGUAGCCUGGAGCAGGCCUGUGACUGAGGUGCCCAUGAGCUGGCCCGUGGCUCUGCAUGUGACGAUGUUCUGGUAUCUCCAGGUGGACAUCUCACUCUGCCAGCAGCUGUGAUACUUGCCCGCAGCAGCCUAGGCUGGCCCUGUCCACACACUGGAUUCUCGCCCACAGAAGCACAACAAUGCAGGUACAAGCACUUGCAGCAGCGACGCUUCAUGGCUGCUGUACAAAGAAAGCGACACAGAGAAAUGACAAGUGUCUAUCUUGAGUGUUUCCAGACAGCAGACAGCCUGUCUGCUUUGGACUCCUGGGGGAGGAAGCUCUGCCCUGCCCACCCCUCCUCUCCUUACAGCUGGACGUCAUCCGGAUCCAGCUCUCUUAGACAGUUAAUCCUAAGUUUGACUAUCCUAUAUCUCUCUUCCUCUUCACUUCUCCCCUGGUAAAUGUUUCAACCUUCUGUGCUGGUCGCUGUGGCAAACGACCUUUGACUAUGCUGUAGUGAUGGCGAUGCCAAACUCCCUGCUGUUUCUGGUCCUUUAAGCCACAAAGUGACUUACAAAGCCAGGCAGAACAGAAAUGCAGCUACAUAUCUUGAGUCCCAAAGAUUACCUAGAAUCAAUUGUCACAGAGAAAAAAGGAAGAUGAAGGUGUUAUGCCAACUACUACCCUACUGAACACUGCGACUCCUGGGUGCCUGUCAGGUGUGUGUGGAUAUUGCUGCCUCUUAAAUUAGCUAGCAAUAUUAUUAAAUUGGUUCAUUUUAUAAAUAGUUUCUAUUUUUUGUAACAUUACUCAGAUAUGUAUCCUGGGCUCAAAGGUGUAUUUCCAUAGUAUACCAUCACUAGUACUUCUGAGCUCAAAACUCAACAUCAUGGGAAAGUUUGUAAAAUUGAAUAGUGUGUCUAUGUCUAGAUCAUGAGCCAUUUUUAACAUCACACAAAACUUGUGUGUUUGUGUGCAUGUGUGUGUGUAAAAGCAAAAACCGGCUCAGGUUAUCAUAGGCAGGUAUAUUUAAUUAGAGAAUACGUAACGCUGGAGCAGAGAAAUGUCAGAGUGGCCACCGCAGAGGCAGUAUGAAGCAUCGACGGUCAAAUGAGUUCAGAGGUGCUGCACGCUUUGAUUGUUCCUGAGAGAUUGACACUGUGCACUGGUAAACUGUCUGAAAGCUCUGACAAUAAAGAUGCUGGCUUAAGCUCAGUGUAAAUUCA
Mus musculus (house mouse) is the source of this 4503-nucleotide messenger RNA. RefSeq names its product inhibitor of kappaB kinase beta (gene Ikbkb). The transcript is spliced from 21 exons. Lineage: Eukaryota; Metazoa; Chordata; Mammalia; Rodentia; Muridae. Gene Ontology annotation, molecular function: ATP binding; IkappaB kinase activity; protein serine kinase activity. The coding region runs from base 109 to 2325 and encodes 738 amino acids. The record is from RefSeq and is marked validated. Gene Ontology annotation, biological process: integrin-mediated signaling pathway; canonical NF-kappaB signal transduction. Gene Ontology annotation, cellular component: CD40 receptor complex; IkappaB kinase complex; cytoplasmic side of plasma membrane.